AUGUCGUUCCCCAGCCUCGUCUCGUUCGAGUUCAUUACUAAUUUCGGAAGGGCUCCAAUGCUUGAAAGAAUGCCGCACUUGGAAGCUGCCAAAGUUCGAUUCAAUCAUCGUUACGAUGAUCGAUGUAAAAAUGGUCGCUUGGAUGACUGUGGAGAUGCUGCCUGUGGGGGUUGCUUUUAUUACUAUGUCCCUGAUGAUUCCGGCAGCGUGUUUCUUCAUGGCUUGGCUGAAGCUACUUACUUGAAUUUGUCAGCUUAUCCUGAUCUGUAUGUUUUCAGCAGGGAUUUGGAGUGGUGCCCUGCAUUUAACAAGUUAAAGACUUUGGUGCUUAGCAAAUGGUUUGUGUCUACUGACCUCAGUGCACUGAUUUGGUUCUUGCACCACACCCCUCUUUUGGAGAAGCUUACCCUUAGAAUGUCAAAGGCACACAAGACUUUAAUGAAAACAGAGGGAAGUUACAAUCCAUUGGAAAAAUCAAUUGCACCUAGACAUCUUCAGAAUGCUGAAAUCAUAUGCAAAGAUGUUGAUGGGAUAGUACUCAAAGUUCUGAAGGUCUUGAAUGCUAAUGGCAUACCACUGGAGAAAAUAAGAAUUCAAUUUUCAGAUCGUUAUAACUUUGUGUGUACUGAUAACUCCAAGUAG
Miscanthus lutarioriparius is the source of this 642-nucleotide messenger RNA. Lineage: Eukaryota; Viridiplantae; Streptophyta; Magnoliopsida; Poales; Poaceae. The record is from the annotation of a GenBank genome assembly.